This is a messenger RNA of Drosophila subobscura, 1304 nucleotides long. It is a transcript of the gene 128up, whose product is annotated as GTP-binding protein 128up. Gene Ontology annotation, molecular function: GTP binding; GTPase activity. Gene Ontology annotation, cellular component: cytoplasm. NCBI's taxonomy places the organism in Eukaryota, Metazoa, Arthropoda, Insecta, Diptera, Drosophilidae. Bases 122 to 1228 code for a protein of 368 amino acids. The transcript is spliced from 4 exons. The record is from RefSeq and is a predicted model, not a curated record. Gene Ontology annotation, biological process: cytoplasmic translation.
GUCCUUUCCAACACUGUCACUCCCGCUGUCCACGCGAGUGCCAAGUUAUUAUAUUUUUUUACAUGCAUAUUUGAUAAUAAAACAGUUCUUUGAUCACACUGUAUUUACCUGAGACGCAGCCAUGAGUACGAUUCUGGAGAAAAUCUCGGCCAUCGAGUCGGAGAUGGCACGCACGCAGAAGAACAAGGCGACAUCGGCGCAUCUGGGUCUGCUAAAGGCCAAGCUGGCCAAGCUUCGACGGGAGCUGAUCUCGCCCAAAGGAGGCGGCGGUGGCACUGGAGAAGCCGGCUUUGAGGUGGCCAAAACGGGAGAUGCAAGAGUCGGGUUCGUCGGCUUUCCUUCGGUGGGAAAGUCGACGCUGCUUUCGAAUUUAGCCGGAGUGUACUCGGAGGUGGCCGCCUACGAAUUCACAACCCUGACGACGGUGCCUGGAUGCAUCAAGUACAAAGGAGCGAAGAUCCAGUUGCUCGAUUUGCCCGGUAUCAUCGAGGGAGCCAAGGAUGGCAAGGGUCGUGGUCGUCAGGUGAUUGCCGUGGCCCGCACAUGCAAUCUAAUCUUCAUGGUCCUGGAUUGCCUCAAGCCGUUAGGCCACAAGAAGCUGUUGGAGCAUGAAUUGGAGGGCUUUGGCAUUCGGCUGAACAAGAAGCCACCAAACAUUUACUACAAACGGAAGGACAAGGGCGGCAUCAAUCUCAACUCAAUGGUCACUCAAUCGGAGCUGGACACGGAUCUGGUCAAGACGAUCCUCUCCGAAUACAAGAUACACAAUGCGGAUAUUACGCUGCGAUACGAUGCCACUAGCGACGACCUGAUCGAUGUUAUUGAGGGCAACCGUAUCUAUAUACCGUGUAUCUAUCUGCUGAACAAGAUUGAUCAGAUCUCCAUUGAGGAACUGGACGUCAUUUACAAGAUUCCGCAUUGUGUGCCAAUUUCGGCGCAUCACCACUGGAACUUUGACGACUUGCUCGAGCUGAUGUGGGAGUAUCUGCGGCUGAUUCGUAUUUACACCAAGCCCAAGGGACAACUGCCAGACUACAAUUCGCCCGUGGUUCUCCACAACGAGCGGACCAGCAUCGAAGACUUUUGCAACAAGCUGCAUCGCACCAUAGUCAAGGAGUUUAAAUAUGCGCUCGUUUGGGGCUCUUCGGUGAAGCACCAGCCGCAGAAGGUGGGCAUUGAGCACGUACUCAACGAUGAAGACGUGGUGCAGAUUGUGAAAAAGGUUUAGAGCUUCGUGUUGUUUACAUAUUUAUUAUGUUUGCUUGCAGUUUUGCAUUUGAAAAUAAAAAACGAAUAUGCUGUAA